AUGAUCAAGAAAGAACUGCGGCUCUCCAAUUUUCUGCUGGUCUUUACUUGGUUUUGGUUGUUACAAACGAGAAUUAAUGGUAAGUGAUGUAAAAAUAUUGCAAAAUGAAUAAGUCAGAUUAAGGCUGUUGGAAGUUAAGGGAGACUGUUUAACAAUAGAAUCUUUGUCCUGCUAGCUGGAAUGUUGACUUUAAUUGAAUGGUUUAGAUCAGCUCCAUGAUAAGGUCAAGUAUUAUAAACCGGUCAGUGUAAAACGCAGACUGCAGACUGCAGACUGCAGACUGCGGACCAGGGGUAAAAUGCAGACUGUGUGCAAAAUGCAGACUGCAGACUAAGAGUAAAAUGCAGGCUGGGGUAAAAUGCAGACCGAGCGUAAACUGUAGUUGUGGAAAGGUUUAAGCCUUAAGGGUCAAAAAAUCCCGCCACAAAUACAUGUAUACAAACACUUACUUGACGACAUCUGCUUUCACAAAUCCAUUCAGGACUUUCUUCUCUAGAACGAUGUCGACGACCCAAAAACAUAUAAUCGCAAUCUUGAACCUUUUUUCCGUCCGAGAGACCUCACGCUUCAUCUUUAGAAGCGAAGUUUUCGAUAUACGUGACCAGGGACCUUGAACUGGUACAACACCACAAUGUUUACGCUUAAAUGGAAGCUGCAGACCCAAAAUACUGUACAGGAAGAAUUAUGGCGAUAAAAAAAGGGAGUAAAUCAUUCCAAGAUGUUCUGCGGGAAAUUUGGAUGAUCUUCUAUGAAAGUAUUGCAAAUCAAGGUACACAGACUUAAGCUGUUCGGAUGUGCAUUGAAACUUCUGGCGAAUGUGCAAUGCACUUCGACUAGGAAGCAAAGUGUGUAACUGAUACCGGCUAGCUAUUUCACCUAUUUGGAGAAGAAGGAGCACAAAUGUUUAAAAAAGUCUACAGUCUUUAUUCUGCAUUUUGCACCCAGCCUGCGUUUUACUCUCAGUCUGCAGUCUGCAUUUUACACUCAGUCUGCAUUUUACCCCUGGUCCGCAGUCUGCAGUCUGCAGUCUGCAGUCCGCAGUCUGCGUUUUACACUGACCGAUUAUAAACACUGGUUUCAAUAAUCAAUCAAAUCAAAUCAAAUCAAGGUACACAGACUUAAGCUGUUCAGAUGUGCAUUGAAACUUCUGGCGAAUGUGCAAUGCACUUCGACUAGGAAGCAAAGUGUGUAACUGAUACCGGCUAGCUAUUUCACCUAUUUGGAGAAGAAGGAGCACAAAUGUUUAAAAAAGUCUACAGUCUUUAUUCUGCAUUUUGCACCCAGCCUGCGUUUUACUCUCAGUCUGCAGUCUGCAUUUUACACUCAGUCUGCAUUUUACCCCUGGUCCGCAGUCUGCAGUCUGCAGUCUGCAGUCCGCAGUCUGCGUUUUACACUGACCGAUUAUAAACACUGGUUUCGAGCACAAGUGCCUAUAUAGUCAGCAUCUUUAUGAAAUAAAGGCUUUUCUAAUUUUCAGCUGCACUUGAGCCAUGUCCUGGACAGUAUUGUGGAAGAAUUAUUGAUAAAAGUGGAAAUAUUGGAUACAACUGUGGGGUAAGACAUGAGAAAAUUUCAUAACAUGCACCAUUAAUUAUUUUCUUUUUGAAAAAUGAAGGCUGUUGUAUAUUUUGGCAUAAUUAGGCAUAAUCAAGCAUACAUUUAGGUAAACAAACUAACUACACAACAUACAAGUGACAUGAAUGACUUCGUAAAUGUUAAAAGCAAUGGAAGAGAGAAACCUCUGCUCGCAGGUUAUGGCAUGACAAGAAGCAUGUCUACCAAAAAAACUGAUGUCAUAAGUCAUGUAACCACAUAGACAGUUAUGGGUCCUUUGAUAAUUUAUUUUAUUUCUACUAGUUAUGUUCUGUUUUCAGCCAGUAUGUUAAAUUUCAUUUUUGUUUUGUGGGUUUUGUUAAGCUACAUAUUUAAUUUUUUGCUUGUUCAUUAUACAGAGCUCCGUUUACACUUUGUGUAUCAAUUCACUUCCUAUUGUGAACACCUUUCACUUGUCCAAACGCUUUCGCUGACGAAUUAGUGAUUUGUUCUUUAAACGUGAGGGGACUGUCUAACACCAUGAAAAGGUGUGAAAUAUUUCGAUGGCUGAAAACUAAAAGAUAGGCAAUAUUCUUUCUACAAAAAAAAAAAAAGUUAUGGGUGGUUCAGGUGUCAUUGCAUCACUUAAGUUUGCAUACCAGAAUGUUCUUGUAUGCAUGAUAAUUUUUUCAGGCUUGCCCAAGAGGUUAUCGUACCAAUGGCACAGUGUGCUUGGAGUGUACUGGAUCCCCUGACCUAUAUGACUGGCUGUACUUAGGAUUUAUGGCUUCAUUAUCUCUCAUAUUUCACUUGUUCUUUAUUGACUUUUUCUCAAAGAGAGACAAAAAAAGGUAAUAUUAAAUUAUUGUUUUCUUAUUAAUGAUUUAAAAUAUAUUCUGCUCAACCUCCAGCUGAGUUUUCAAAAAGGGUUGUUGAACUCUAAUUACUAGUUAAGAUUUUUCACUACGAGGUGAAUCAAAAGAUAUUAACACAAUAUUCUAUAUGGUUUGCAAGUAUAAUUUUCUGUUUUCACUGGGGUGCAAGAAUUCUUGUGUCUUUACGUGACAAAAGGUAUCAUCCAUCUGGAUAUCUGUAAUAGGUUCUUUUAUUGUUUGUCUCCGAAUAGUCAUUUUGUUGUUGAAGCUUUGUUUUGAUGGUGCACUGUUGGUUUCCAUCAGGUGAUGAUGUUAAUUAACUGUCAGAGCUGGACUUUGAGUAUCACCAUGGUUACUUGUUAUUGGUCUUCCUUCACUCUGUUUGGUACUUUGACUUUGCUCGUGAAAACCAGCAUAGCAUUUGAAUAAAUUAUAAUAUUGUUGUGGUCUAUAGGUGAUAAAAAGUUAGUUCUAAUGGUAAAAACACAGUAGUAAUACUUAUUGUUUGCUCAAAUUUGACUUUGCAGAAUUUAUGUUCUAUAUCUGAGUGCAUUUAUAGAAAGUGCCUUGGCUGCCAUUUUUUCUCUUCUAGCAAGUGAACCUCAAGGUACAGUGUAACUUCCUGGUUGUGAGAUAAAUACACUGUAAAUGGCAAGCAGUGCCAGGGUCAGUGCCAGGGUUGUUUCCGUAGUGUAGUGGUUAUCACGUGUGCCUCACACGCGCAAGGUCGCCAGUUCAUGCCCGGCCGGAAACAUAUCUUUUGGCCAGCUAGAAGACCUGACACUGAAAUAAAGUGUAUCGUCAUCAUUAUCAUCAUCAUCAUCAUGAAGUUUUUCAUAGUUUCAUGGUUUGGGGUAUCCUGAUCUCCAAAGUAUUAAGUCUUAACAAGUAAACAAUAACAAGAUUCGCAGAGUAUACUAAGGGAUGUUCACAAUGCCAUGCAGCUGCUAGCAAUGUCUAUGUUGUAGUUAAUUUUAUAUAUGAGCUAAUUUUUGUUUUUCUUUUUUUUGAACUUCAUUAGCUUACAUUACCAUACACAAAAACAAAAGAAAAACAAAAAUUACCUGCGAUAAAAAAUUAACUACAACAUGUACACAACAAAUACCAAGGGAAAACACACAAGAAUAGGCUUGAUAAUAACUUGCCCAUAACCCUUAUUAAAAGGGGACAUUUUCAUUUGGGUUGAGUGUGAAGAAUUGAAUAUAAAAAGUAACAAAUGUCACUUCAUUAGUGUGAUUUAAGGAAUUUAAUUAAAUUCCCUUUACCGAGAGGACUGGGGAUGUGAUGCAGUUAAUAUUCUUGAAUUACCGGUAUAACAUUUUUGUUUUAAUCUUUAGGCAGCCUAGGUUUAACAUCUUGCAAGUCUGAGCAGCUUGCUGACUGGUACACAAUAUUCUUUAACCCCAAACCUGAUUAUGUUAACACUCUUCAUUGCACACAAGAGGCUGUUUAUCCAUUGUAAGUAUUCCUUUUACUUCACAAACAUACAGUCAAACGUGACGUUAAGAAUAUAAAACCUACAUGUAGUGUAAAACGGUAAAAAUGCACUAUGUGCUAACAGGGUUCACAUCAGCCUUUGCCACAGACUAAACCUAGGUAACCUCUGGUUUAAGUCCGUCUGUGAGCCAGUGCUGAAAUCCUUGUUCUUGUUCCCAACCUGUUUACUAGGAUUUGAGUAUGUGCCAUGAUUAGCGUGGUUAAAAAGCCAUUGCUGAUUUGCAAAUCAGGUUAAAGGGAAAUUUGGGACACACUUGGGCUAAUUCAUUGUGUUUGUUUGAUGCUCAGGAAAAGGAUGCUGCUCCUGCAUUGGGGUUAGACUUAGGUUAAAUCCUCUAUGUAGGCUAGGUCCACAUGUGCUUGAGCCUAUCCUGGGUUCUGUAAAUUAUGAAGCAGCUUGAAGACAGUUUCUUGUUUACAAGAACUAUGGGAUGGCAAGGCAGACACCUUGCCAUCUCCAAAACCCAGUAAGUCGUGAGUCACGGCAAAAACAACUUAAAGUCUUACUUAUAGCCAAAUUCUUUGUAUCACGCUGCGAGUUUUGCAAACUUCAAAGGAAUUUUGGGUUUUUUUGUUCCAUUAAUCAUCUUAGCGGACCUCUUAGGAAACACAUGUUUACUUGUGAUUGGUGCAUUUCGACCCACUUUGUUUGUUUCUGUGUUUCAAGGUUUGUUGCUUGUGAUCGCCCUGUUUCGGGCAAUAGUCCACUAAAUUUCGUCGAAGAUUUUUCCGAUCUUUCUUAUUCUUGUCUCUUGCAAGAAUAAAGCAAUGUCUGCCUCCUGCCCUCGACAGAAAGUCCCCUCAUGAUUGCAAUUUCGUUUCGCUAUUCUUGAGCCGUCUAGAGUCAUUCUCAGUUUUGUUUAUGUGGGCCAAGCUGGGCAUUGUGAUUUGCAUUAACUCCGCCUCCACUCAAAUGAUUGACGGAACAGAAAAACCAGUUCGAAGUUUGCAAACGCGCAGCGCGAUACAAAGAAUUUGGCUAUAAGUUUCUACGUGUGUUUCAUUUUAGUUCUUGAUGUUAUCACCACUUGAACUAUUAAUGUGGUUGUCUUGAAAAGCUGUUUGUUUUACUUUUGUACCUUGUGAUAGUAAUUUGUUCUUCGUAUUUCACAUUAGGUAUACCAUAGUACUCAUGUAUUAUGCACUAUCUGUCGGCCUCCUGUUUGUGUUCCGUCCAAUCAUCUCGUACCAGUUCUGUGAUGGCCAAGGACGACCUUCCAUUUAUGCAGCUCUAUACUUCCUACCAUCCUUAGCUGUGCUACAUGCCAUAUUCAGUGGACUAAUUUGUAAGUAUAAACUUAAGAAGUGUUGAAUUUGUUAAAUUUGGUAUUUCAUAGACUUGUACCCCCCAAGACUCAACUACAUUGGAAAAGAAUAUUAUUCUACAUUGUAGAGUCUGAGCAUUACUGAAUCAAGUAGACUAUAUUUUAUUGUCAUAAUGGUAAAACUUGUUCUCAGACGUGAGCAUUCCUAUACCAUGUAUGCAAGGUAUGAAGUUGGUGAAAGCCUCAACCUUUAGACCUUGUUCUGUUAGGCACAUGAAUGCUUGAUAUGCUGUUUAGUUUUUGUGCCAAGAGAUGUAGAAAGAAAAUUAAGUCACAUGGAAGGUUUUAGUCCAAAUUGUUUUCCAAGCAGACUAGUCUGUAAUGGUUGUGCCAUCUUAAGAUGUCAUCAAUUUAUUCAUCACCAAUCACAUUUUCAUUAUUAUUUUUUCUAUGUCUACAUGUAGUUUUUGUCUUGUCUGUUUUCAGAUUAUUCUUAUCCUUAUGCAACAUUAGUUAUUUCCGUUUUGAGUACUGCUGCAGUUUUGGCCAAGAACAAAAUUACAGUGAGUACUUUAAAAUUUCUUAACAAGUGACCUUAAACCAUGAUAGAAUGGCAAAAGAGGGACUGAGCUUUCUGUUAUUAGAUACAGACCACUCUAGACUCUGGCGUUCAUAGAGAUGUUUAUUAAGAGAGAGGGUUGCAGUUUUUUUGUCAGUCAUUCAGGAAGGUGAUUCCCCCCCUCCCCUACUUAACUCUGGCUGUAGCAAGCUGUCGAGCGAAACGCGCAAGACACGCAAAUGACCACGCACGUGGCUGAAGGCGCGAGGCGUUGCAGUGAUGGUAGAUAAAUUAACUCUUAUCGACAGCUCCGCUAGUAACGUCGUCAGCUUCCUUUAUGCGCAAAGCAAAGACAAGAAAAGUACUUUGAAAAUGAUUUCUGGGAAAUGUAGACAUGUUUAAUACCCUUUUGCCUUUCUUAUUUUUGUAGCACGUGCGGCAGUUGGUCAGCAGUAAGCGUCACGUGAUCAUCAUAAUCAUUCAUUGGUUGGUUCAUGCCUAUGGAAUAUUGGCCGUGACGCUUGUUCAAGAUCCUGCUGUACACGGGCCAUUGUUCACGCUCGUUCUGGCUCCUGUCUUGUUUUAUCUGGGGACACACUCAUUUACCGACCCAAGCAAGUUCAAGACUACUUAAGGAGACCUUUGCUUAAAAUUUGCCAGCUUUCAGGUAGUCUUAUUUUGAGUUUAAAAAAGUUGUCAAAUAUUAAUAAGGGAACAGCACAGAGGAGUUUUUAUUUGAGAAUUGAACGGGUGAAGGUAAGGAUGCCUACAUAGUUAUAGACAGUAAAAAAGUAAGUUCUUUCCCUUCCAAAGGAAAGGCGGGCGGACUCAGAGGGGACGGGUAGACAGACGCAUACAAUUCACCUGCCUGUCUCGCCCAAGCCUCACUUGGCCGUUUUUUGACAUCACCUCACACUUUUCCUUUGAAGAGGUCUCGCAUUCAUGACCAACUCCAAAAUAGGGCUGAAUUGCAGUCUAAAAUAGUUGUAAUUCAUCUUCACUGCGACAAUAGCCACUCAUUGCCGAGCUAUAGAUAAGUUAUGGGGGAAACAUUUUGCCCAGGCAAUGAGCAGAAAAUACACAGGCAGACGGAUACACGUCGCCAUAGGGGAGGAGGGUGGGAAAAAUUUGUGUUAGUAGUUCCAGCAAGCAAAACUUGGCGAAAAGAGGGAAAAAAUCCGAAAACGUGACUUAAAAUGGGUAGACUACGGUCACUCAAGGAGAAAAGGAAAGAGAUGAUGAGAAUGCCGCUUGCUGAGGAGGCCGCUUGGCCGAGUGGUUAGAGCGCUGGACCUGUAAUUCGGAGGACCCGAGUUCAAGUCCCGCCCUGGUCGCUAACUGGAUUUGUCCUCGGUAGUCCCGAGUUCAAAUGCCAGACCGCGCUUGUAAAAUAGACAGCUGGUUCGCCUCUUACCAGUUGGGGAUUCUUACCAUGUUAUGUAUGUGCCAUUUAAAAUUAUUUGUUUCGUUAUCCCUGAAAAGCUUCAUAAGGGGAGAGGAUAACUAAAGUAUCAUCAUCAUCAUCAUCCGUCAUCAUCAUCAUCAUUAUCGAUAGCACGGCGAAAUUUCGUGACUAUUGUCGCAGUGAAGCUAAACAAGCAGUUCUCUGCUUUUUGCGAAACGAAAAGACAUUGUUUCAGGACUGUAAUCCGCCUUCGUAUUGCGCUUUCCUUGGCUUGGUCCUUUAUCACUUGGUACUUAAAUUAUCUCAGCACAUUUUAAGAACAGAGAAUGCGAACAUGUUGAACGGAAAAACCGUUUGUGAUGCGUGACACUUGGAUUAAGAUAAGUAAAAGAAUGAUAUUGUAACAAAAUAUCAAAAAGUGUCAAGAACUUUAUGAUGGUCUUUCGAAAAAAGGCUUUUCGCUUGUAUAUCAAUCUUCAGUGUACAGAAAACCAUAGAAACAGAAAUAUGUCGUGUAAUUAGUAGAAACCAAUACCAAUACAGAAAACGAGCUUGAUAAAAGAAUUUAGUAAAAACUAAUAUGGUUACACGUUUAUAAUAUUGUACCAAGAAAAUGUGCAUCUUCCAAACCCUGAGUAAGUGUUUGUUAAUGUUAAACAGUAAAGCCUGAAUACUGGGGUUUGAAACAAUAAUAUUUAAGUUUAGGCGAAU
Molecule: messenger RNA, 7845 nt
Organism: Porites lobata
Lineage: Eukaryota; Metazoa; Cnidaria; Anthozoa; Scleractinia; Poritidae
Source: the annotation of a GenBank genome assembly